AUGGAAAAAAUUCCAGAAAUUGGCUUUGGAACAUUCCGGCUCAAACGUGAGAGCGUCAAGCAGCCAUUAAGGGACGCGAUAGGCGUUGGCUAUCGCCACAUUGAUACCGCUGGCAUCUACCAAAACGAGACAGAAAUCGGUCAACUCCUUAAAGAACUUUAUACUGAAAAGACAAUCACAAGAUCCGAUAUUUGGAUCACCUCGAAGCUAUCGCCGUAUGAUAUGGAAACACCCCGAGCCGCUCUUCUCAAAUCGCUCUCUUCGCUUCAAACAGACUAUCUAGAUCUCUAUCUCAUACAUUGGCCAGCUGUUUCCCGCACCCCAGGGAACAGUCCGUUGCACAAGAAAUUGAGAUUAGAGGCAUGGAAUGUCCUCAAUGAAGCAAAGCAACAGGGUCUUCUACGCAACGUUGGCGUGUCGAAUUUCACACCACAUCACAUCCAGGAGUUGAGAGAUGAGACGACGUAUGGAAUUGAUGGGAUGCAUGUUCAAAUGGAAAUCCAUCCCUGGUAUUGGAGAGACGGUUUUGCAAUUCAGAAUAUGUUUCGUGAACAUGGGAUUGUCAUGACUGGCUACGCCUUGCUUGCCGAAGGGAAGCUCUUGGGAGAACCGUGUCCGGAGGCUCUAAUCGAAAUUGCGUCCAGGACUGAAGUCACUUCUGUCCAGGUAGUGUUAGCAUGGGCUCUUUUCAAGGGGUGGAAUGUGCUUGUGAAGUCCGAGAAUCCUUCUCACUUGGUACAAAAUUUGGGGGCCGGUCGGGUGGCAGCCAUGUUGACUCCUGAGGAAAUUGCGGGCAUCGACACAAUAUCGCAAAAGGUCAAGGAACUCAAGGAAUGCUGGGACCCUCGGGCUGUGACUUGA
Messenger RNA from Glarea lozoyensis ATCC 20868, 861 nucleotides. RefSeq names its product NAD(P)-linked oxidoreductase. Bases 1 to 861 code for a protein of 286 amino acids. The record is from RefSeq and is a predicted model, not a curated record. Lineage: Eukaryota; Fungi; Ascomycota; Leotiomycetes; Helotiales; Helotiaceae. The transcript has a single exon. Gene Ontology annotation, molecular function: oxidoreductase activity.